Messenger RNA from Gilbertella persicaria, 996 nucleotides. RefSeq lists its product as uncharacterized. The record is from RefSeq and is a predicted model, not a curated record. The coding region runs from base 1 to 996 and encodes 331 amino acids. NCBI's taxonomy places the organism in Eukaryota, Fungi, Mucoromycota, Mucoromycetes, Mucorales, Choanephoraceae. The transcript is spliced from 3 exons.
AUGGAUUCUUUAUAUACCAACUUUUUACGUUUUCCUACCUUGAUUCAUGCGAAUGCUAAACCCUCUCAUUAUGAACGUGAAUUAAAAUGGCGAUUUCAUCAAGAUGCCAUUCGACUUCAUACAGGUUAUGCUGAUUUCCGUUAUGGUGCCUUUGUACCUCGAUGGAAAGUACAGACUUUUUUGACUCAGUUAGGUAAAUCAGGCUUGAACAAGGACAGUAUUCGACAGGCUGAACAUUAUUUUGCUAUCUGGAUGAAUCAAUAUCCUUGGUUAUUAUGUAAUCCACCUUAUACAGCCAAAGGAGAUAAAGCAACAGAUCAAGACAUUGCUUAUCCUUCCACUUUGGAUCACUACACGUAUGAUGCCGUGCGUCAUCUACAAAGAUCGCUCAUUCAAGAUCAAUCAGAAGCACCUCAAGAUUACUUUGAAAGAAUAGAAGAUCAACCCUCUUUAGAGUACAGAGAUGUACGUUCUUCUUGUGCUCAUGAUCGUUGUCUCUUCAUGACCAACAUGGAUCCUUUUGUACGUCCUGAACAAGUCGAGUUUGAUUAUCAAAACAUGACUUCGAUAGCUAAACUAGAGGAUGCUUAUGAUGAAUAUUCUAUCAUGCCUUCGUUUGUUGAAUGGAAUGAACAUUCGUUCCAUAGAGUAGUAGACAAUGAUCCCAGUUCAUGCUGGCAUACAAUUUAUGAACCCAAGCAAGGAGAUUAUUUAGGUUUAAUGUUAGUAGGCACAGCCAACACAAAGACAUUCGUUAUCCAUACACCUCAAAAGAUCAAACAUCCUGAAAGACAGCUCAGUGUCUCUGUACUUCAGAGUGCAAGUACAUGGGUGGAAUGUAAAAUCACAGAUCAAACAGUACCUGACACAGAUCGCAUCACGCUGGGUAUCCAAUGCCCUGUGCCUUAUUUCAGAGCCAUCAAGGCUACGUUCAUCAAACAACAGAUAGAACCCUUUCAGAUCUGUGGCUUAUCUAUGGACUAUUUAUCUGUCUAA